AUGACCCAUCUCAAGCUCUGCGAGCCAUCAGUGAAGUCAGAAGGAUUCAACUUGAAAACUAUCUUGGCCUGCCUUAUUCUUGUCAUUAGCAUGACACUGUCCAGUGCUGAUUGCUUCCUUCAGCCGUUGAAGUCAGAGACGUCUGAUGGUGAGAUUGUAGGCUGCCAUGACUUGAAUGGAGAGUUGCAUGAAUUUGGUUCCAGCUGGAGUAAUGAAGACUGCUAUGAUUGCUCCUGUUCUGAGCACGGAAUAAGCUGCUGCUCCAGCUUCAUGACACCAGUUGACUAUGAUGAAGAGAAAUGUGUAAGCAUUUUCAACAAGGAGACCUGCACUUACAAAGUAGUGGAGAAAGAUGAUGCCUCAAAACAAUGCCCAGUUCAUGGAUGGGUGGGCUAA
Molecule: messenger RNA, 396 nt
Organism: Tauraco erythrolophus (red-crested turaco)
Lineage: Eukaryota; Metazoa; Chordata; Aves; Musophagiformes; Musophagidae
Source: RefSeq, a predicted model, not a curated record